Molecule: messenger RNA, 1999 nt
Organism: Helianthus annuus (common sunflower)
Lineage: Eukaryota; Viridiplantae; Streptophyta; Magnoliopsida; Asterales; Asteraceae
Product: laccase-6
Exons: 5
Coding region: 44-1771 (575 amino acids)
Biological process (GO): lignin catabolic process
Cellular component (GO): apoplast
Molecular function (GO): hydroquinone:oxygen oxidoreductase activity; copper ion binding
Source: RefSeq, a predicted model, not a curated record
AUUUAGCUCUCACUUCCUCCUUCACACAGAAUCUCACUAAAAAAUGGUCAGCUUGGUCAGUUUAUUCACGUAUGUCUUAACAAGCUUACUAUUUCUAUGUACUCAUAACACAGUUCAAGCCAUAGCACAAUGGCCUAAGGGUGGUUCAACAAGGUUCUAUGAGUUUAAAGUCCAAAUGCUGCAAGUCAACAAGCUUUGCAACACCAGAAGCAUUGUGACCAUCAACCAGAUGUAUCCGGGACCAGUCGUGUAUGCCCAAGAAGAUGACCGAGUUAUCGUCAAACUCACUAAUGAGACACCCUACAAUGCCACAAUUCACUGGCACGGUGUUAGACAGAUUCUAUCUUGUUGGUCAGACGGUCCUUCUUACAUUACUCAGUGCCCGGUUCAAUCCGGUCAAACGUUCACAUACGAGUUUACUUUAAUCAAGCAAAAAGGGACCCUUUUCUGGCAUGCUCAUUUUUCAUGGCUUAGAGCUACUGUUUAUGGUGCCCUUAUUAUCUACCCCAAGAAAGGGGUACCCUACCCCUUUAAAUUCCCUUAUGAAGAGCAUACAGUAAUCUUAGGGGAGUAUUGGCAGCAAGAUCUUGUACAACUUGAAAGAAGUGUUAUGGCUAGCGGUGGAAGUGCUCCGAUUGCAGAUGCAUAUACCAUCAACGGUCAUCCGGGUCCCAACUACAACUGCUCUGCUAAUGAUGUAUACAAGAUUAAUGUGGUACCUGGAAAAACAUACAUGUUAAGGCUAAUUGGCGCGCUUUUGAACAUGGAAAGCUUCUUUUCAAUAGCUAACCACAAGUUAACAAUAGUUGAAGCCGAUGGAGAGUACACGAAACCGUUCACCACUGACCGUGUGAUGCUUGGACCAGGUCAAACUCUUAACGUCCUAGUCACAGCCGAUCAGAAGAUAGGUAGAUACUCCAUGGCUAUGGGUCCGUAUAUGUCGGCCCAAAAUGCCUCCUUUCAAAAUAUAACAUCAAUUGCGUAUUUUAAAUACAUUGGUGCGACCCCAAAUAGUUUAGCUAUACCAGCUUCUUUACUACCUAGGUUUAACGAUAAUCUAGCGGUUAAAACGGUUAUGGACGGGUUAAAAAGCCUAGAAAUCGGACAAGUCCCGAAAGAAAUAGACAUGAAUCUUUUCUUUACUAUUGGGCUUAAUGUCAACAAGUGUGGUUCAAAAACACCAAACCAGAACUGUCAAGGUGUUAACGGUGGUGUGAUGGCGGCUUCGAUGAAUAAUAAUAGUUUCAUUAGACCUAAUAUUUCACUCCUACAAGCUUAUUAUAACCAUAUUAACGGCCAUUUCACUGAGGAUUUCCCGGGAUCACCACUUAAGUUUUAUGAUUUUGUUAACGGAGCACCUAAUUCAGCACCUAAUAACACGGGGUCAACCAACGGGACUAGGACCAAAGUUAUCGAAUAUGGGAGUCGGGUUCAACUCAUAUUGCAGGACACAGGAACCGUGACAACUGAAAACCACCCGAUUCAUCUUCAUGGGUAUAGUUUCUAUGUGGUUGGAUAUGGUAGCGGGAAUUACAACCCCCAAACCGCAACUUUUAAUCUGGUGGAUCCACCUUACAUGAACACGAUCGGUGUACCCGUAGGUGGAUGGGCUGCAAUCAGAUUUGUUGCUGAUAAUCCAGGGGUUUGGUUUAUGCAUUGUCACUUGGAGAUACACUUGACUUGGGGACUGUCAGUUGCAUUGAUAGUGAAGAACGGGCAAGGACCGAUGGAGACACUUCCUCACCCGCCAGCGGAUUUGCCUCACUGCUAAUUAUGUCAUACGGGUGAUCAUGGAAAUGGACGGUUGUGAUCUUGUCUGAAGUAAAGAUUCUUGAUUUGUUUCCAACAAGUGUGCAUUAUUUAGUGUAAUUUGUUUUCUUAGAACGGGUGUGUAAAGAAACAUUAGCUUUGCUAUUGGUGGGAUCGUGAGAACGGGUGUGUAAAGAAACAUGUGUUUCGGGUGAAAUAAAAAUUGAAAGAUUAUCUCGUUUUUGUGUUA